Molecule: messenger RNA, 4581 nt
Organism: Vollenhovia emeryi
Lineage: Eukaryota; Metazoa; Arthropoda; Insecta; Hymenoptera; Formicidae
Exons: 3
Coding region: 718-2298 (526 amino acids)
Source: RefSeq, a predicted model, not a curated record
AGAGAGGAUACUCGUGUCGCGCGAUAACCGUCGCCGAGGUGCAAACCAGCCGCGAAUUCGAAAGGCGGCCAGUCGCUGUUCGCGCGUCGACGACGGCGCGUCGCGAGGUCCGCUCGUGCCGCGAGAUUAACGGAGAGACCUCGAUGCUCUCCGCCUGACGCACAGUACGCUCGCGUUACUAUCUCGUUAGGACGGACUAUCGUUUCGAGAAGAAUAAGAUUGAAGAGGGGAAGAACUCUGGUGAUGAGGCGACGCAAUGUUCGAGAACGUUGCACGCUGUCAGCAACAAAAUUGGAUCGUGCCGGUGUCCCAACGAGGAAGCGGAGCGUCGAGACGAAUGUUGUAGUAAAAGAAGACUACUCGAGGUGGCUCGAAUGAGCCUCGAUACUUAUACCGAACGGUCGUUUCAUCCAGAGAUGGACGCAGAUUACGAUCGAAUCACGUAACGUGGCAUGUGUCACGUGCCACGGCCAAGUCGAGAUAGUUUUUCGUGGUGCAAGCGACAUUAAUCGCGAGCGCGAACCAGUCAGUAUUUAAUCGCACGCUAAGCCAGGGCGAAAAUUGAAAGCGUCGGAUACGACGGCGCAGAUUUAAAGCACAGACAUGUCGGGGCGACCUAGCGGUCGGCUCGACGUGAAAUUGCCUGACGCCGGCUUGGUAUAAAACAGCUGGUAAUAAAGAAGAAGUGGCGUGAAGAAGAGGGAACGCUCCGAGCGCAUGGCAGAGGGAGAGAGAGGAGGGGAAGAAGGAGCGAGCGAGAAGCGCAAAAUGAGAGCAACGAGAUAUGUGUUGGGCAGCGCGAUCUUGGGACUCUUUUGGAGCAGUUUACUCAAGGGCGUCCUGACCAACUCCACAAGCAGGUGCGAUUAUCCGCCCUGUUCCUGCGACCACUACGGCAGAUUGUCCUGCGACUGCAAGGAGGAGGGAGAGGAAUUAAUCCUAACCACGGAGGGGGACAGACGGCUGAGUCCACACACUAGCAGGAUACUGGUCAACAACUGCUCGUCCGUGAUCCUCGCCAACUCGAGCCUACUCUCAAUGACUGGGCUACGAUCUGUGGACCUAACGAACGUGGCGAAUCUUACCCUGGUCAGACAGAGCUUCGAACUGUCGCCGUACAGCUCGCGCACGCGGAUCACCGUGCGGAACAGCAGCAUCGACGUGAUGCCGAGCUUCGUCUUCCGCGGCGACAUCGAGGCGAUCGCGUUCGAGAACGUGCGGAUCGGCCAACUGAGUGCCUUCUCGUUCGCCAAUCUGAUUCACACCGAGAACAUACGGCUGGAGAACUGUCGCGUCGAGACGACGGAGGCGCAGGCCUUUAAGAAGUUCGACGUCGGCUACCUGCACGUGAUAGGCGGCACGUUCGGCGAUCAGACGCCCAGUCGCACGAUGAACGACAUCGAGGUCUACCACAAGUUCUUGCUGGACGGCGUGCGGCUGGGCGUCGUGAGGAGCAACGCGUUCAUCGUGAGGAGCCCGCGCACGGUGGCGAUACAGAACUGCGUCGUCGACAGCCUGGAGAGCGAGGCUUUCGACGUGACGGCGCGCGGCGCCGUCAUCAUCAAGAACAACACCUUUGGCAGCAUCAGCGUGGGCGCGUUUCUGGGCAUACGCGCGGAUCGCGAGGCCAGGCCGCCGCCGUCGUCGUCGUCGUCGCUGGCGCACGACCUCAUCUUCAAGAAUAACAGCGUCAAAAGCUUCGAGGAGGGCUCGCUCAUGUUCGAUCGCACGAGUUUCCGGCCGGAGCUCGACAAUCUCGUAAUCUCGCAGCCGUGCGACUGCCAGAUGUUGCCCGUGUGGAAGAACUAUGUGCUCAACUAUACGAACGUGUACUCGCGGUUCUACGCGAGGGAAAACUCGCUGGUGCCGCCGCAGUCGCAGCCCCAGGAGCCGAUCAACGAGACACCGGAGAGCUUCCUGUGUCUGGACGGCGGGGUGGACGGUGCGCCCAUCACCUUCGUCGAUUACGAGACGCGUCACUGCUCGCUCGGCGGCUCCAUGCUCGUGUUCAUCCUAAUCAUCGUGGGUGCUAUCCUCGCCCUGAUAAUAUGCAUCUGUUUGAUCGUCUGGUGCUGUCGAAGGCGCCGGCGGAACAACAGGAAAAAGUGGAUCAGCGUGCCGACCAACGCACCUGACGUGGUCUCGAAGAAGAACGGCGUGAUCGGCAGGGAAGCCGCGACGUCCGGCACGCCGGUCGACAGUAGGAUAACGAUGGUGGUACCGGACGGCAGGCUGUACCGGGAGACGGAGUUUCACGUGAUCGUCGAGAAGGCCGAGCCGCUCACGACCGAGUUGUAACGAGACGCCCCGGGCGGCUCGACGAGGAGGCCCACGACCGUCGCUCCCGUUGAAGAGGAACUCGAGUGGGCGGAAACGUCGAGCCGCUUCAGAGUGUACAAGCUGUGAGAGCCGCGGAACAGUCAAGUGAUCGUAAAAACUUUGACGAUCGGAGAACGCGAGAGGGCUCCCUACAACGGAGUGACGUUACUCGCCUGCGUGAAUCCUUGUCGCUUGGAGUAUAAUAGAACACAAGUGUGUACGCGCUCCCGGAAAAUUGUGUCCCAUUUCCUUUUCCUUUUCAUUUUAAUCGAUUGUCUCUCCUAGUACAACACAGUAAGCUUCCAUUCACAUAUCACGUGCGGCCGUCGAUUACCCAGACCGCGCGUUCCUUUCAUUCCACAAGGUCCGUCUUUUACCCAAAGACCGGUCGCGGCAAUUAAAAAGUUUUCCCAGAACGAGUCGCCAAUUCGGGUAAUCGGUCGACGCAGCUAGUUUAAGUUUAUCAUUAAACUUUGGAAAGAGAGAGAGAGGAGUGGAAGAUGAAGCGAGACCCUCGUCGAAGCGAUGCGACUUAGGAGGCAGAGGAGAGAGUGAGAGAAGAGCGUGACUCGUGUAGAGAAAACUAAAUUCGCUGUCUUGCGUAAGAUACGCGAUUGGGCCGACCUUUCGCACUCCUGUUGCUUUUAAGUUGAUCGAUAGCGAUAGCGCGUUCAUCGACGAAACAUUAGUGAGCGUUUCGAGCGAAAAUGACGGUACGAAAGGACCAAAGCACAUGGGGGACUACCACUCGCUCGGACAGCUGUGCCAUUCCUGGGGUGACACAACGCAUACUUGACGUGUCCACUCCACAAAAAUUCUGAUCUCUCGAACGCAAGAGGAAAAAAAAGAGCCAAGAUGAUGGAGAUGAAACUCUUCGUUAAGCUUUCAUAUCAAAAUCGUUCCAAACUAUCGUUUUUAUAGAGAAGGAGGUUGAUAGCAAUGUAACAAGUUAAAGAGCGAAAAUAAAGCCAACAUGAAUUCACUAACAAUAAAAGAAACAACACCCCCACCUCAUACCGGUGGCGAAUUUAUGAGUCAACGACAUGUGUGUCGUCUGGUAAAUUGCGACAAAUGUUUUCAGUUUCUCUUUUUAACUUGGAAAUUUACUACUUUGUUAUAAGUUAUUAUAAUAAUGUAAUCACGUCAAUUUUAAAACAUACUUUCUGACCUAAGUGCCUGUUGAUUAAUUUGAUUAAAUAUAGAAACUGUAAUAUAUAUCUUUAUAUAGUUUUCAAUCAAUUUUUGUUAAAAGAAACAUUAGCGUCGAGCCCUUGAAAAAUGUAAAUUCGCCACCGCGUCGUGCGAAAACAGCGAAAUCCGGCAGACUGUAAAACCAGUGAGUUUUUUUUUAACCGCGUUGCGCAUAAAUUCGUUAUCACGUUAUUUCAUUAAUGCAUUUAUUUAAAGCAGAGAUUUGCUUCGAAACUUUGCGAUACAAGAGAAAAACUGUUGUUACUGUUAUUAUAAUUUAUAUUUAAUCUUAAGUAAGCCGCGGUAAUGAAAACGUUACGAUUGUUUCGCGAAAUUUGCUGUGUGUUAAUGUAACGCUGGAGAAUUUCAGCGAAACAUGUGAUCUUGUAAAACCAAAACCUACUUGGAAUGUACAUCCCGCCAUAUAGCAAUAUUCUUCGACGCGUUUGACCUAUGCGUGUAACGAAAGCAUUUUAAAAGACUUGAUUAUGAGCGAACGUACUCCUAGAUCAUAAUCGAUGGAAAUAAAUAAACGUUUCCCUGUCCCUUUUCCCUUUAAUUAAAAGGAGGCAUAUAUUGCGACAUCGAUUUAAUAUUUUGAUAAUCAUACGAAAGGCAUUUCGCCGAUUACGGAGGAAGAAGUAAAAUAAAGCUUGUCGGAAACUGUAAUAUAUAUCGUACGGAUAAAAUUGAUUUAUUGAACAGAAGGCCCAAGCACUCGAAGCACUUGAAGACGGAGGUAAGCAACGCUUCGUCUCGAGCGCACGAAAGAAGAGAAUUGAGCCUCGGAAAACUUUUUGUGCCUCUUAUAUUCGAUAACUCCAACUCCGUCAAGGUAGGUUUUAUUAGCAACCCGCUAAUAAUAUCGAAAGAACAGAGUUAUGCCGCGACGUAUGCAAACUGUGUGCGCAGGUAUGUAUGCGUGCGUAAUUAUAUAGUUAUGGUGAACGAAAUCAGUUUAUAUCAUAUAUAGUUGUAAUUAUCGUGAGACUGUGAUAUAACGACAGCCGCCGACUGUAUUAUUUGUUUCGCAUCGAACGACCGAAGGUACAAUAAAGACGAUACCAGUAA